AUGAGCAUCUGCCCAAGAUGGAUUUACAAUUCCAAUAUGCAAACACCUUGUGACCUGUGGUCCGCACUAGGUGCCAAAUGCUCACCAUCGUUCACACCCCCAACAUCGCCGUUUGAUUUUCAACACUUUAGACCUACAGACGACGCGUGCCAAUGCAACAUGGUGGCAUACAAUCUCAUGGGAGGAUGUGCCGUAUGCGAGGAGUGUCGAGUCGUCAUUCCCGGAGAGUGGCCGACGAUUGCGCAAUGGAAAGAGAGCUGUAAAACCACGGUGUUUAACAACACCUUGUCCGAGUCGCUCUCCAACGGCCUCUUGUUACCCCCAUGGGCUUUGCAAGCACCCAACGGAACGACAUGGCAACGGGCAGAGGCAUCUGUCAACGCCGCCAGAGCGAGUAGCACGGCAACAUCCAGUUGGACAGGGUUUGGGAGUAUCGGUAGCAGCAGCAGUACCAAUAGGCAUUCCGAUACAUUGGGGAUGAGCAUAGCUAUUGGAUGGUUCACCUUUAUCAUCCUUUUGAUUGUUGCAAAGGUCAUUUGCUGGUGUUCGGUGAUUUGCUUCCUCGUUCGUCAGAAGAGAAGGGUACCUGCCUACCGAAAGAUGGCCGCAUAUUAUCGCGCGAAUGGGGCUGGUACACAAGUUUACCUCCACUGA
Messenger RNA from Serendipita indica DSM 11827, 654 nucleotides. NCBI's taxonomy places the organism in Eukaryota, Fungi, Basidiomycota, Agaricomycetes, Sebacinales, Serendipitaceae. The record is from the annotation of a GenBank genome assembly.